AUGACGGAAUUCGACGACAGUUUGACUGCGAUGGAUUGGCUUCUGAAACCUGCUUCUGAUAUAUUCUCUGAAGUCAGCGUACAAUACAAUGCAUUUAAUGGAGCCACAUACGCUGAUAAUGAAUGCGAUCACGAAUCCCAAAAAAUGAACAUCAAUGAGAAACCGCCAUUUAGCUAUGCGGAGUUAAUAAAAGAAGCGAUCGAAUCUUCCGAAAAUCAGAAGAUGACUUUGAAUGAAAUUUACGAGUGGAUUUGUGCGAAGUUUCCAUACUACCGCAAGAUAAGUAACGGAUGGAAGAAUUCCAUUAGGCAUAAUCUUUCUUUGAAUCGUUCUUUCCGAAAAGUUGCAAGAUCAAAGGAUGAGCCGGGACGCGGAUCCUUUUGGCGUGUGGCGCAUGAGAAAAUACAUCCUAGUUAUAUUAAUCGGCACAUAACCGUAAGCAAAAUUGCUUGCAGUGUAUAUUUUAUGUAA
Molecule: messenger RNA, 471 nt
Organism: Dibothriocephalus latus
Lineage: Eukaryota; Metazoa; Platyhelminthes; Cestoda; Diphyllobothriidea; Diphyllobothriidae
Source: the annotation of a GenBank genome assembly